Molecule: messenger RNA, 843 nt
Organism: Thyridium curvatum
Lineage: Eukaryota; Fungi; Ascomycota; Sordariomycetes; Thyridiales; Thyridiaceae
Exons: 2
Coding region: 1-843 (280 amino acids)
Biological process (GO): ribose phosphate metabolic process; nucleoside phosphate metabolic process
Molecular function (GO): ADP-ribose pyrophosphatase activity; ADP-glucose pyrophosphatase activity
Source: RefSeq, a predicted model, not a curated record
AUGUCCACUUUCACCCUUCAAGACCACGGAAUCCCCGUGACUCUCCCCGACGGUCUCUCCGAGGAACAAGUCCUGGGCUUCCACCCUUUUACUUCCUGGAUCAAGACCCUCACCCACUCCCUCAGCCUCCAGGCGCGGGACACCACGCACCCCUUCCACGGGGACCCGUACCGCCUCCGCUCCGUCACGGUCCAGUCCUUCGACCUGUUCGGCGGCCAGCGGCUCGGCUUCCUGAAGCUGACCUCGGACGUCUCCAACGGCGCCGGCGAGCGCCUCCCGGGCGCCGUCUUCCUCCGCGGGCCCAGCGUGGCCAUGCUCGUCGCGCUCGUGCCGGACGACGCGCCCGCGGACACGGACGAGCGGUACGCCCUGCUCACGGUGCAGCCGCGCGUGGCGGCCGGCAGCCUGGCGCUGGCGGAGCUGCCGGCCGGCAUGGUCGACGACGAGGGCCAGUUCGCGGGCGCCGCGGCCCGGGAGAUCCGCGAGGAGCUCGGGCUCGAGAUCCCGGCCCGCGAGCUGCGGGACCUCACCGCGCUGGCCCUGCGGGGUGCGGAGCAGGGGGGGGAAGAAGGAGGGGAGGGGGAGGAGGACCUGGCCAGGGCGGUGUACCCUUCGCCGGGGGGCUGCGACGAGUUCAUCCCCGUCUACUACCACGAGCGGCGGGUGCCGCGGGCGCAGCUGGGCGAGUGGACGGGCCGGCUGACGGGGCUGCGGGACCACGGGGAGAAGAUCACGCUCAAGCUGGUCCGGAUGCAGGACCUGUGGCGCGAGGGCGCGCGGGACGCAAAGUGCCUCGCGGCGCUGGCCUUGUGGGAGGCGCUCCGCCGGGAGAAGAAGCUCUGA